Callorhinchus milii (elephant shark) is the source of this 2253-nucleotide messenger RNA. RefSeq names its product interleukin-1 receptor accessory protein. The transcript has 11 exons. NCBI's taxonomy places the organism in Eukaryota, Metazoa, Chordata, Chondrichthyes, Chimaeriformes, Callorhinchidae. Gene Ontology annotation, biological process: signal transduction. The record is from RefSeq and is a predicted model, not a curated record. Bases 174 to 1907 code for a protein of 577 amino acids. Gene Ontology annotation, molecular function: interleukin-1 receptor activity.
GCGGGGGCCAUGGCCGCGGCGGUUGUGGGUGUGAGUGCGGAUACUCGGGCACUGCACUCGCUCCGGGUCUCACUGCAGAGGGCCUCGGGAAUCGACUUCUCUGGGCUGCAGUGACCGCUGUGAGACGCACAGUGAGGGACCGGAGCGCUUGGGUUGGGGGGGGGGGCUGCACAAUGCCCCCUCUAUUGGGGGUCGCCCUGUGGUUCUGGGCACGAAGUCUCAGCAUCGUCAUCACAGCUGAAACCCGGGGGCUCGGUGAAUCCGAACGAUGCAUGGACUGGGGAGUGGACAACAUCAACAAGGUCCAGGCUUACGAUGGGGAGCCGACCAGGGUGAAGUGCCCGCUCUUCUCCACCUACAUCAAGUCCAACUACACGGCAGCUCACGCCUCUGGCCUCACCCUGGUCUGGUACAAAACGAGCCCAAACCAGGACCUGGAGGAGCCCAUCGACCUGAACCAAGCAGAGAACCGCGUUAGCAAGGAGAGGGACCUGCUGUGGUUCUGGCCGGUGACUCGCAAAGACUCUGGAAAUUACACGUGCAUGCUCAGAAACACCACCUAUUGUAUUAAAGUGGCCGUUCCACUUCAUGUAAUUCAGAAGGACAAAGAUCACUGCUAUAGCCAGAAAGAACACAUUUUGCUGCAAGAUUUUGGUAUAGGAGAAACCAGUAACUUAACCUGCCCGGGCACCACUGAGUUUUAUCAGUCGACCGUUCAACCAAUCAUCACCUGGUACAAGAAUUGUCUUAAGCUUGUGUCGGACUCGAUCGAACCCAGACCCAUUGGACUUCUGCUGCUAUUCCCUGUCAUAAAAGAGAGACACGAGGCGAACUACACUUGUGUUGUCAGCAUCACCAACAGAGGCGUAUCCUUCACGCUGACGAGGACCAUCGCGGUUUCAAUAACUACCAGCCAGGGUCACCCUAAGCCACCGAAUUUAAUGCGGCCGAAAAUAGGCGAGAGGUUCGAAGUGGAAUAUGACCAGGAGGUGAACCUGACGUGUCAAGCGUACUUCUAUUACAUCAGGGGCUCUUCUACCGCGGUGUGGUGGACCAUUGAUGGCUGGGACGCCAAGGACCUGGCCCCCAGAGUAACAAUUCAAGAGAGUGAAGAGCUAUGGCCGCUCAAGAACAAAGUGGUGGAAAGUGUAUUGACUAUAAACGCGUUGACCCCAAGCGACCUCCAGAAGAACUACACCUGCUUCGCGAGAAACAGUCAAGGCAUCAAGAGCCGUCAGGUCAUUCUGGCCCGGAAAGCUCCCAACUAUAUGAUUGAGCUCGGCUGUGCCUUGGGAUUCACUUUGUUGAUCGUGGUGACGUCCAUCGUAGUCUAUCACUGCUGGUGGAUUGAGAUCAUCUUACUGUAUCGAUUGUACUUUGGGACUGACGAGACUGUCGGAGAUGGGAAGGAGUACGAUGUGUACGUGUCCUACGCCAGGAACGCGGAAGAGGAAGAGUUUGUCCUGACCACUCUGCGAACGGUUUUGGAGAACGACUACGGAUACAAAGUCUGCGUGUACGACCGGGACAGCUUGCCUGGAGGCAUCAUCACAGAUGAGACAUUGGCUUGCAUUUGGAAGAGCAGAAGGUUGCUUGUAAUUCUUAGCUCCAAUUAUCUGGUUAACGGGACUCAGUCGCUCCUGGAGUUGAAGGCUGGAAUGGAAAACAUGAUCAAUACAGGGCAGAUCAAGGUCAUCUUGGUAGAGUUUGAGCCGGUGAGGAAGAUGGGCCAUGUGAAGGAGCUCAAACGCUUGAAAACUGUCAGCACCACCAUCAAGUGGAGAGGGGUGAAAUCCCAGGACCUGAGCAGCCGGUUUUGGAAGAGACUUCGGGUUGCUCUCCCCGUCAAGAGGAGGGCAGACCCUUCGGACAGCAGUUUGGAAACCAGUAUGUGUGAUUUCGUAUAGUAGAACAUAAGCUCACAAACCCUUUUCGGAAGCCAAAAUGUGCCUUCAUACCCUUCCUGGGUACUUAUUAUUCCCACACAGUCAACCUGACGCCUCUACCGCUCCUUAGAAUCAGUACACGUCAUAUCUGUGCUGGUGCUCGCUCCCCUACUGGAGCUCUCUACUCUAAUCCCAUUUCCUGCUCUGUCCCAAUUGUGUCUGCUGUUGCUUACUCUCCUACUGGAGCUCUCUACUCUAAUACCACUGCCCUACUCUUUCCCAACUGCCAUUUAAUAUUAUUCCCUUCAAGUAUUUGUGAGGUUUCUGGAAUUCUAUCCCAGAAUCCCUGUGGCUUGCACACUCGCUC